CUGAAUCUAUAGACUAUAGGACCAGAGACUCUAGAGAGAGAGAAAGAGAGAGAGAACUGUGAAACUACAACAUUGUGAAAUGAAACAAGAGCAAAAAAAGGUAACAACGUUGGCAAGUUGGUAACGUGGAUUCAGGUCUUUUGGGAGAAACAAUCAAAGACAACGACAUCACCUAAAGGAAGCAAGAGAAAACUCAAAAAGUUGAUUUUGGUUUUGGUUUUUGUUUCACAGCUUCAAACACAAGUGAAGAAAAGAAAACAUCAUAAAAAACUCUUCUUUCUUUCAUCACAUGAAACACAAAACUAUGUUUUUCUUCUUCUUCUUCUUCUUCUGUAACUGAAGAAACUUGAAGCAUCCUCAUAACCUUAUUAGUCGUUACAGUUAAUCUCUAAUUCUGUCAUUUACUUGCAUUUAACUCUCAUCAUUUCUGGUUAAUGUUCUCUCUCUCUCUCUCUCUCUCUCUCUCUCUCUCACAUGAGUAAUCUAUUUGUGUCUGCUUCAAAGGAGGUUCUUCUUCUUGUUGUUCUUCUUCUUCUCUAGUUGUGUUGUUGUUGGUGUUUCUGUGGCCGUUUGUUGGUGAAUGGCACAUCUUGAGUGUAAUCUAAGGGGCCCAGGAAUUUCUCAACAAGAAAAAGGUGUUAAAAAUGAUUUGUAUGAAGAGUUAUGGAAGUUGUGUGCAGGACCUUUGGUGGAUGUUCCAAACACUGGUGACAGAGUUUUCUACUUUCCUCAAGGUCACAUGGAACAACUUCAAGCAUCUACUGAUCAGGAACUGAACCAGGAAAUUCCUCAUUUCAAUCUACCGUCGAAGAUUUUAUGCCGUGUUGUCAACAUUCAGUUGUUGGCGGAACAAGAAACUGAUGAGGUUUAUGCUUGUGUUGCUUUGCUUCCAGAAUCUGAUCAAACUGAACCUGCAGAUCCUGAUCCGAAUCCUCCCGAGUCUCCGAAACAAAAGUUUCACUCAUUUUGUAAAAUAUUAACUGCUUCUGAUACUAGCACACAUGGAGGAUUUUCGGUUCUGAGGAAGCAUGCUACCGAGUGCUUGCCGCCAUUGGUAGACAUGACACAAGCAACUCCUACUCAGGAGUUAGCUGCGAAGGAUCUUCAUGGAUUUGAGUGGAAGUUUAAGCACAUAUAUAGAGGCCAACCAAGACGACACUUGCUUACAACCGGUUGGAGUACUUUCGUCGCAUCCAAAAGAUUGGUGGCCGGAGACGCCUUUGUUUUCUUAAGGGGAGAACACGGGCAACUGAGAGUUGGCGUUCGGCGUAUGGCUAAGCAACUCAAUCCCAUGCCUUCAUCUGUAAUAUCAAGCCAAAGCAUGCAUCUCGGAGUUCUUGCCACUGCGUCUCACGCUGUUAUGACUCGAACCUUGUUCGUCGUUUAUUACAAACCAAGGACUAGUCAAUUUAUCGUUGGCUUGAACAAGUAUUUGGAGGCCGUCAACAAUAGUAAGUUUUCGGUUGGUAUGAGAUUCAAGAUGAGAUUCGAAGGAGAAGACGCACCCGAAAGAAGAUUUUCUGGCACUAUUGUUGGUGUUGGAGAUUUGUCUGCAGGAUGGUCAAAUUCUCAUUGGAGAUCAUUGAAGGUUCAAUGGGAUGAACCCGCAACAAUUCCAAGACCAGAGAGAGUUUCUUCAUGGGAGAUAGAACCUUUCAUAGCUUCUCCUCCUUUGAGUGUUGCACAAACAUCAGCUAAGAGCAAAAGAUCUCGACCUGCCGACGUUUCAUCUUGCGGUUUUUGGUAUCCGAAAUCGUCCCAAGUUCACGAGCUUCCUCAAUUAUCCGGUUCCGCCGAAGUCCAAACCAAGGAGAAUCAGAUUAUAACCUCUAGAGUCACGACGGAAACAAUUUGGCCUAAUUCACCGCAUUUGAAUCUCACUUCAAACCCUUAUGCUAUCAUAAACAUUGCAUCUAAACCUAACAACGGCCUCAACGGCCCUACGUGCGAUCACCAUCGAGUCGAAGACGCGAAAAAGAACACGAACCCCCUAGAUUGUUGGUUAUUCGGAGUUAACUUAAACAACAACAACAAACCAAACAACCUUGUUAAUUCUUGUUUAGAGAAAGAACAUGGAUUUCCAAAAUUAACCAUUGUUACUACAAGUGGUCCCAAGGAAUCUAUUAUCCUUACAAAUGCAUGUGAAACUGAAAAGGCUCAGAGUCCCAACUAUUCACUGUCCUCCAAAGGGCAUCAGAAGAAAAUUAUUUCUGAUACAUCAACAAAUGAAUGGCAGAACAAGCUGGCCAAUGUACCUUCCAUGAGAACAAGGACUAAGGUGCAAAUGCAAGGCGUAGCGGUUGGUCGCGCGCUCGAUUUGAGCAUGUUAAGUGGUUAUGACGAACUCAUUGAUGAAGUUGAGAAACUGUUUGAUAUAAAAGGAGAGUUACGUUCACAAAACAAAUGGAGAGUUACUUUCACUGAUAAUGAAAAUGACAUGAUGCUUGUUGGUGAUGAUCCAUGGCAGGAAUUUUGCAACAUGGUGAAAAAGAUUUUCAUUUGUUCAAAAGAAGAGUUAAAGAAAAUGAAAUGCAAGUUACCUAAUUCUUCAUUAGAGAUUGAAGAGACAUUGUUGAGUUUAGAUUCACAUAAUAGGGAUGAGAAUCAACAAACUCAUGUGAUUUAGUAACUUUUUAGUAUAGUACUUUUUAUUUUUUGAUUUGAGGGUGCUUGAUUUUAUGGAAUUUUCUCAACAACUUCAAAAAUGUGAACUACAUGAAGUUGGAUUUUAGGUACUCUAUUUGUGAAUACUUUUUUUUUGUAGGCUAUAUAGUGCCAUUAGAUUGUAA
Molecule: messenger RNA, 2789 nt
Organism: Lathyrus oleraceus (garden pea)
Lineage: Eukaryota; Viridiplantae; Streptophyta; Magnoliopsida; Fabales; Fabaceae
Product: auxin response factor 18
Exons: 14
Coding region: 581-2626 (681 amino acids)
Biological process (GO): regulation of DNA-templated transcription; response to hormone
Cellular component (GO): nucleus
Molecular function (GO): DNA binding
Source: RefSeq, a predicted model, not a curated record